GUACUGAGUGGACGUGCACCAAGAAGCGCAUGCUGGCCGGCAUCAUCACAGACUACACCUUCGGUCUGGGCUACAUGCUGCUGGCGGGAGUGGCGUACCUGAUCCGAGACUGGAGAAAGCUGCAGCUGGCCAUAUCCGCCCCGGGAUUCCUGCUCAUCUUUUACAUUUGGGUACUCCCACAGUCCGCCCGAUGGCUGCUGGCCAACGACCGGACAGAGGAGGCGAUUGCGCUCCUCCGCAAAGCAGCGCUGGUAAACGGGCGGGUCUUACCUCCAGCUGUGCAGGUUGAGAAGUGGGAGAUCCUGGGCGGAUCAAAGCGAAGCCACUCGGCUGUGGAUCUGGUCCGGACGCCUCAGAUGAGAAAGAGGACGCUGAUCCUGUUCUACAUCUGGUUUGUGAAUGUGCUGGUGUAUUACGGACUCUCCCUCGGCGUAUCCAGGCUGGGCACGGACCUCUACAUGACCCAGUUUGUCUUUGGGUUGAUUGAGAUCCCAGCUCGCUCUUUGGUUCUCUUCUUCCUGCCCUUCAGCCGCAGACUCAGCCAGAGCGGUUUCCUGGCUGUCGGGGGGCUGGCCUGUCUGCUCAUGCUCGUCGUCCCUGCAGAUCAUCCCAAUGUCUUGACUGGUCUGGCCAUGGUCGGGAAGUUUGGUAUCACAGCCUCCUUUGCCAUCAUCUAUGUGUAUACGGCUGAGAUAUUCCCCACUGUGGUAAGGCAAACCGGAAUAGGAGUUUCCAGCAUGUUUGCCAGGAUGGGGGGUGUGUUGGCUCCCAUCAUUAACAUGCUGCAUAGCCACAGCCCUGCCACGCCCCUCGUCAUCUUUGGAGCUUCACCGCUGCUGGGAGCGCUCCUGGCGCUGGCGCUGCCAGAGACGGCAGACAGACCUCUUCCAGACACCCUGGAGGACGCAGAGAACUGGGACGUCAGGCUCGCUCCCGUCCAGGAGAACUGUCAGAUGUGUGAUGGAGUCGGCCCGUUACCCAGCAGCACGGAGAAGAAGGAGCUGCUUCCUCUCGCAACUCUGACCUAACCGGCUCUAAGAGGACACAAAUGCUUUAUUAUCCGGCCCACAUUCAGGAAACAGCAGUUACCCUUACACUCUCUAUGCAAUUCCAUGUCAGGAUUUGAGAGAGAGCUCUAUGCAAGGAAGCCAAACAAGUUCAGCACAAGGUGUUCAUGCACGGCGCACAAAGCCGGCAUUCACUCCACCUGCCAUGCAGCCCAUAAGAGGCCUACUGUUGGAGCAGAUUUAGCUCUCAACCAACAUUCAGGAAUAGCUCUUUUGCAAAUUUCGCAAAUCUUUUGUACCUUUGUACCUUUCACCUCAUUUUCUAAUGCAUUGAUGAACAAACGUAUUCAAUCUGGAGAUGUGAAACCUUUGAUACGAGACUACUCCCUCUCAAACGUAGUUUUAAAGAAUAGGGAUCUGCUGCAUAUUCUUUCAGUAGUUAUGUUUGAAUGCUUUAAUCAAAGUGACAGCAGAGUCUGUUUUAUCAGAUGCAUGCAUUCCUGUCUGAUGUAGCCCUGUCUUACCUAAAUGAUGGAACUUUUUCUUCAUUUUGACCCUCAGACAUCGUUUCUUCUUGAUCAGUAAAUGGUGCUGAACUGUUAUUUGUGGAGACUUUAAGGGUAAAGCGAGGACUUGUCAUGCUGCUGCUCGCCCCAAACCUCCUGCAGGUCUUCCAGUGUGAAAGCCCCCAGCAUGAAAGCAUGUCUUAUAGCUGCAUGUCUUCAUGUAACCACAGAUACCAAUGAUAACUUUUGAUAGUUUUUUAUGAUUCUCUUCCAGUUUAUUUAAAGGCUCUGUUUGUAAAGAACAAGGUGAAACGUGUCGACAUGUGACAGUGUAGUGAAGGCCGCAGUGCCUUUGUGUUUCCUGCAAUAAACGUGUCAAUAAAAGAAAUGUUCGGAUGUUUUUAGGGACAACAGCAGCAGUGAAACAUUCUCAGACUGUUUCACGUCAAACUUAGGCACUCGAGCGGAGUGAACUAAAGACCACGUUUACAUCAGAGUGACGUAUGUGGCAUCCGUGGUGACGCCACAGUUGUUAUCCUUCAUGGACAUGAGGAUGUAGCCAUCGUUGCCCCAGUAGGUGGACCAGGAGUUCUUGACUAACCAGUAGGGCUCUCCGUUUAAGGCGCCGUAUCCCACGGCGAGCACAGCAUGGUCCAGGUCCUGCGUGGUGUUACCUGAAGGAAGAGGAGCGUUGGAGCGCGGCAGAGGGCGGAGUUUCAGCAGGACGGCAGCACUCACCACAGGCGGGCUCAUAGUAGACCCCGUAACUGUAGAAGACGAAGGAGCGGUGCGAAGCGUCGAUGCUGACCGCCACCGGCCCGUUUUUGAAGAGCGCUAGCUUCAGGGCUUCUGCGUCGCCGGAUGUGACGUUGGUGUAGCUCUUGAUGGGGGCGACCAGCUCCGAUGAGUUCAUGUGGCAGAAACCGUUCUGUUCCGCAACAAAAAUCUGGUUUUGAUGUCCAAUUUAAAAAAAAAACAAGUAGCCUACAGUAUUUAGCUUUUAUUUUAAAUGUAUUAAACCUGUUGAAUGUUUUUAAGAUCUUUCUGUUAAGAUUUAAUAUAAAAAUGAAUCAUCUGGAGAAAGAAUUAAGAAAAGAGCCCCUUUGAUAAAUCUGUCCUUGUUUUCUCUGCAUGUUUGGAGUUCACAGUUAGAAGACAAUAAAGACGUGAUCAUUCUAUUUA
Messenger RNA from Oryzias melastigma (Indian medaka), 2695 nucleotides. RefSeq names its product solute carrier family 22 member 13. NCBI's taxonomy places the organism in Eukaryota, Metazoa, Chordata, Actinopteri, Beloniformes, Adrianichthyidae. Gene Ontology annotation, cellular component: membrane. Gene Ontology annotation, molecular function: transmembrane transporter activity. The record is from RefSeq and is a predicted model, not a curated record. Gene Ontology annotation, biological process: transmembrane transport.